Messenger RNA from Uranotaenia lowii, 1911 nucleotides. RefSeq names its product dnaJ homolog subfamily B member 14-like. The coding region runs from base 189 to 1256 and encodes 355 amino acids. Gene Ontology annotation, molecular function: Hsp70 protein binding. The record is from RefSeq and is a predicted model, not a curated record. Gene Ontology annotation, cellular component: endoplasmic reticulum membrane. NCBI's taxonomy places the organism in Eukaryota, Metazoa, Arthropoda, Insecta, Diptera, Culicidae. The transcript is spliced from 3 exons. Gene Ontology annotation, biological process: cellular response to misfolded protein.
CGUCACUUCUUGCGAUUGAAAACAGUGUUUUCGUUAUUGAUUAAUAUAGUUCGUGUGAGUUUAAGUGGUAAUUUAAGGAUAUUCAAGUCGAUAAAAGGAUAAAAUUGUUUGUCUUUACCUGUUUGAAUUGCUGAACGGAUUCACGUUUUUAGCUGUCACGUGUCGUUCAGAUAAUCCGGUGGAGCUAGAUGAUGGAAGUAAAUAAGGAUGAAGCGAGGCGUUGUAUUGAUCUGGCGAGGGGUGCCUUUAACGUGGGCAACCUGGAGAAGGCCAAAAAGUUUGCGGAAAAAUCGAUCAAGCUGUUCCCGUUAAAGGAGGCUGAAGAUUUGCUACGACGGAUCAAAAGUGCCUCCAGCUCAUCAUCGCGUCCCGGCUCUGAAAGUACUGCCAGAAAACGAGCAACGGCUGCCAACAAAGAAAACGAGAAAGAACCGAAGUUGAACGUUGAUUAUACUCAGAAACAGCUGGAUGUUGUACAGAGGAUAAAAAAAAGUAAAGAUUAUUAUGAGAUUCUCGGAAUCACCAAAGAGGCAACGGAUUCGGAUAUAAAGAAAGCUUACAAGAAACUAGCGCUGCAGUUGCAUCCGGACAAGAAUAAAGCUCCCGGCUCCGUGGAAGCUUUCAAGUCGGUCGGAAAUGCCGUGGCCACAUUAACCGAUGCUCAGAAACGCAAAGAGUAUGAUUUGUUCGGUAAUCAGGAAACGUCGUCUAGUCAUUUCUCGUCGGCCUCUAACGGAAAUAGAUAUCGAAAUAGAUUCGAGUCCGAUAUCGAUCCGAAUAAUUUGUUCAACGUGUUCUUCGGGGGAAAUUUCCCGCAUCAGCACCAGCGCACCAACCAGGCACGAUGGCAAUCGAACGAUACUCAAUUCUACAGCCAGCCCAUGGUCGUGGUGAUACUUUGCAUCGUCGUUUUCUGGAUGCUUUCGGCCUUUAGCUCGGAUCCACACUAUAGCAUUUAUCAGACACCCAAAUACCCGAUCGAACGGCGCACUCUGAACCUGAAGGUUCCGUACUACGUUAAGGAAAACUUUGUCAAAGAAUACCAGGGAUCAUUCAGUCGGCUGGAGAAAUCGGUGGAGGAAGACUUCGUCGUGUACACCAAAAUAAUGUGCAACCAGGAACGCCGGGAAAGGGACAGCAAGAUAGCCCGGGCCAAAAGUUUUGGCAGCUGGAACCAGAUUAAUCAGGCCCAGCAGCAGCCAAUGCCAUCCUGCGAACAGCUCUACAAGCUGGGUAUUGGACGAGUUUAUCCGUAAGCUUGAGUCGGGAUUUAAUCUGGGUUCAAAGUUGGUCGAAUAAAUAUUUAAAAAAAUCAUCAACCAAAAUAGAUGAUACUAUGUCCUCACUUGAAAGCUGGUUAUGGUAAGCCUAAAUGUUUAAGUUAUUGCUGAAUAAAAUAAAUGUUAUUUUUCUAUUCAAAAUGAGCGAGAUAUGUGGUAUCAGAAUCAACAGGCAGUUGAUGAAAACUCCUAGGAUUAUUUCUUAUUCGCUUGAACAAUUGGUUUUAAACUAAGUAGGCACUGAAGUUAUUCUCGGAUCGUAAGCAGAAUCCAAAGUGAUUGUUAAAUUUUAUUUAAAAACCUAUUAGAAAACAAAAAAACAUUUUUUUUAUUUUUAAGUGAGGUUAGUUGAAUUUUUAUUUUUGUUAAAAAGUUUUGGAAUAAAAUCAAAAGGAUAUUUUUUUUUAUCUCACCUAAGCCCAUUUUACCAUUUUAAUGAUUCUCAUACACCUAAGUAUAGUGAAAAUUGUACCGGAUUGAUAAAAUAAAUUAAAAUUAUUCCAGUGAAAAUCGCUGAAUCGUCGUAUUAUUUUUCAACAUUUCAACGAUGGAAAUUCGUGCUGAGAUAAAAAAAAAAGAUUAUUAUUAAUAAACGAAUAAAAGAAUUGUGGCGGAAUGAUAACUCACUGUA